CGGCUGCUGGAGAGCUGAUGGCACCGGGACCGAGACUGGGACAGGAACGGGCACGGCUGCUGCAGGGCUGGUGGCACCGGGACCGAGACUGGGACAAGAACGGGCACGGCUAAUGAAGAGCUGAUGGCACCGGCACAGCUGCUGCAGGGCUGGUGGCACCGGGACCGACACUGGGACAAGAACGGGCAUGGCUAAUGAAGAGCUGAUGGCACCGGCACGGCUGCUGCAGGGCUGGUGGCACCGGCGCGGUUCCUGGUGCCGCCCGCCAGGGGCCGCUGCGCGGCGGAGGACUGCGGAACUGACAGUCACGUGCCCUCAGCGGGGCCGCUCUGGCUGGCACCGCCCGCGUCUCUAUAGCCUUGUCGCCAUGGGAACGCGGCGGCCCUGGGAGUGGCGCGAUGGCGGCGGGCGGUGGCGGGGGGGGGCCGGGACCGGGACCGCCCUCGGGAACCCCACCGGGCGAGGAGGCCGCCCCUGAAACCCCACCGGGCGAGGAGGAGGCGGCCGCCGCCGCGGUCCCCCUGGACCGUGCCGGUGCCCCCGUCGGCCCCGAGACGCGGAGGAAGCGCAGUGUCCCCUCCAUCAACCUGAGCGGCUGCAGGUACGAAAGCGUGCGGCGGGCGGCGCAGCACUGCGGGCUGAAGGAAGCGGGAGAGAACGAGGAGUGGACAGUGUGCUGGACAGACACCUCGGUGUCGCUGGAGCGCCUCAUGGAAAUGAAGCGGUUCCAGGUAAACAAAUGGGCUGUCCAGCAGGAAUCGCUCAGGGAGGAGGGUAACGCGGGGACUGUUGAUGGAAUAGCAUAUGGCAGAGUGGAACAGAGGCAUCCAAAGCAGUGCCUGUUACUCAUCUGUGCCUCGGCCCCGCACCUUUCCUUGUGCCGUGUCUGUGGUCGGUGCCUCAGGAGAAGUCAGCAGCUGCAGUAUCUUGCCCCUCAGCAGCAGUUCAAGGCAGCUGCAGGCCCAGCCUCCUGCCUGCUCUGCUGCCGGUUCUCUGCAGGGCCGGGAGGAUGCAUGCGUGCGGGGCUUCUGCUGAUCUGGCUUUUUCUGCCCCUCUUUCAGAAAAUCAACCACUUCCCAGGCAUGAUUGAGCUCUGCCGUAAGGACCUGCUGGCUCGCAACCUGAACCGCAUGCUCCGGCUCUUCCCCGAGGAGUACAACAUCUUCCCCCGCACGUGGUGCCUGCCAGCCGACUAUGGAGAUUUCCAUGCCUACAGAUCCAUGAGGAAAACCAGAACAUUCAUCUGCAAGCCCGACAACAGCUCCCAGGGAAAAGGCAUCUUCAUAACCCACCACCCGGAGGAGAUCAAGCACGGGGAGCGCAUGAUCUGUCAGCAGUACAUCUCUGAGCCCUUCCUCAUUGAUGGCUUCAAGUUUGACAUGCGCAUCUAUGUGCUGGUCACAUCCUGUGACCCGCUGAGAGUUUUUCUCUACAAGGAGGGCCUGGCCCGGUUUGCCACCAUGAGGUACAUCGAUCGCAGCAGCAGAAACCUGGGUGACAUCUGCAUGCAUCUGACCAAUUAUGCAAUCAACAAGCACAAUGAGAACUUCGUCCAGGAUGACACAAUGGGCAGCAAGAGGAAGCUGUCCACCCUGAACACCUGGAUGGCAGAGCACAGCUACGACACAACAAAGCUCUGGGCAGAUAUUGAUGACAUUGUCAUAAAGACACUGAUUUCGGCUCACCCUGUGGUGAAGCACCACUACCAGAGCUGCUUCCCCAACCACGCUGCCGGCUGCGCCUGCUUCGAGAUCCUCGGCUUUGACAUUUUGCUGGACAGAAGGCUGAAGCCCUGGCUGCUGGAGGUGAACCACUCUCCCAGCUUCUGCACAGACUCUCAGCUAGACCGUGAGGUGAAGGAUGCCCUUCUGUGUGACACCUUCAACCUGAUCAAUGUGCACGCCUGUGACAGAAGGAAGGUGCUGGAGGAAGACAAGCGGCGGGUAAAGGAGCGGCUCCUUCAGGCCAGCCAGACCCAGACUCUCCGUGAGUCCAGGCGCAGGGAGCAGGAGAGCAGCCAGGCUGCCUGGCUGGCACAGGCCGAGACCUACGAGAACGAGCACCUGGGCGGCUUCCGGCGCAUCUACCCAGCACCUGGCACAGAGAAAUACGAGCCCUUCUUCCACCAGGGCAGGUCCCUCUUCCAGGAAACGGCAGCCUCCAAGGCACGAGAGGAGCAUGCCAGGCAGCAGCUGGAGGAGAUUCGCCUGAAAAACGAAAAGCUGGAAGCUGCCACCAGGAAGAAAAAAACAGAGAGGAUCCAGAAUAGAAGCACAGCUUCUACAACCCACCUCACUCACAGAAGCACCAAGACAUGGGAUAGAAAGGUGCAGCACGUGCAGUAUGACUCCAUGCAGCCCCAGGACAUUGUGGAACACGAGGAGAAGAGGAGAGUGAAUGCUCUGCUGCAGCGUGAGAAGCUGAUCCGAGACCUGGGCAUCACCAACCAGCUCUCUCGGCUGCUCCCCACAGCUGACAGCCAGGGAUCCUGCACCCUCCGGAGCCAGCUGCAGUUUCCAUGGGAUGCCCUUGGGAACCAGGACACCCAUGACUUAAUGAUGGUCAUCUCAGUCCUGGGAGGCCCAGCCCAUGCCUCAGGACACUGGGUCAGAGCCGAGGCCCUGCAGCCGGACACGCUGGGCCCAGCCCCCAACGACGUGGACACCCUCUGUGUUCGAGGCCGGAGUGUCCCGUACCACACGCGGCAGGAGGGCUCCCGGGUGCUGGGCGGGGGCUGGCUGCGGGGCCGGGCAGCACGGGCAGCCGUCACCCACCCCGAGGGGCUGCUGCUGAGAGACCAGCAGCUCCCUGGUGCCAGAACACAGGCUGAAGGCUGUGAUGCUGCCAGCCCGUCGUCCUCCCAUGCAGGCAGCUGUCCCCCAGCAUCCCCAGCCAGCCCGGGGGAGGUCAAAGACGAUGGCAUCUUCAGCUGUGCUGUGGUCCGGGAGCUCCCCGCCGCUGCCGCCGCCGCUCAUGUGCAGCACACACGUGCCUCACACCAUGGCAGAGCCGCACUGUGCCAGUGUGUCACACACUUCCAGCAUGAAAGGCACAAGGGGCGGCGGCGGCGGGUGGCGGCGCGGAUGGAGCGGCUGCGGCGGGAGCUGGGCGGGGGGCGCGGAGCCCCCGAGCGCGUCCUGACCUGGCAGGCGAUGGAGCAGAUGCGGUUCCUGCGGCAGGAGCUGCCCGAAGAGUGGCCGCUGGAGCGCCUGGCCCAGGGGUUCGGCGUCAGCACCGACGUGGUGCGGCGAGUGCUGCGGAGCCGCGGCUGCCCUUCGCCGCGCCGCCGCCUGCGGCAGGACCGGCGGGCGCUGAGCGCCGUCGCGGCGGCACCGGGGCACGAGCGCGAGGUGCGCGCCCCCGACGGGACGCUGCUGUACCGACUGCCGCGGGGCUGGGGCGGGCCGGGGCCCGGCGCGCAAUAAACGGUGUUGGGACCCGC
Molecule: messenger RNA, 3442 nt
Organism: Pseudopipra pipra
Lineage: Eukaryota; Metazoa; Chordata; Aves; Passeriformes; Pipridae
Gene: TTLL13
Product: tubulin tyrosine ligase like 13
Exons: 16
Coding region: 399-3425 (1008 amino acids)
Biological process (GO): protein polyglutamylation; microtubule cytoskeleton organization
Cellular component (GO): cilium
Molecular function (GO): tubulin-glutamic acid ligase activity; tubulin binding
Source: RefSeq, a predicted model, not a curated record